Messenger RNA from Paramecium sonneborni, 1239 nucleotides. Lineage: Eukaryota; Ciliophora; Oligohymenophorea; Peniculida; Parameciidae. The record is from the annotation of a GenBank genome assembly.
AUGGGUAAUUGUUGUGCAAAUACUACUCAAGAUAAGGAAUUUUUGACAGGAAUAUAAGCUCCAAUUUAAAUAAAAAAUGAAGAUAUAGAGAUAGGAAUACAAACAAAAAGAAAAGAAUCAAAUGAAACUCCAAGUUCGCCAAUUAGAUCAGAGAAAAUUGAUGUAAGUUUUAAGAUUAAAAUAUAGCACAGGAAGAGAACUAUGGAAGCAUUAAGAGUUAUAGGGGAGUAUUGAUUAAUAAUGCUAAUGUACAUAUACAUUCUUUUAAUAAGAAAGAUUUUUGAUACAUAAAAUUCACUUGCUUUAUAGAUAUUUAAGUCUUUAGGUAAUAAUAGUAUAGAAUUUAAGGUCCUUUUCCAUUUGCAAUAUUAAAAGAUCAAACACUUACUUAUAUAGGUCCAGUAUAAAUUGAUGAUGGGUAUAUUUGUAUUUGUAAUAAGAAUGAUUUACUAAGGAUAAUGGUAUGAUGGAAAGAGACAUGGAUUUGGGAAAUAACUAUAUUCAUUAGGAUCAAUAUAUGAAGGGGAGUGGAAUAAUGAUUAAUAAUAAGGAUAUGGAAGAAUGGUUUUACCAAAUGGAGAUUUGUAAAUAAAAUACAUAUGAAUUAAAAAGUUAUGAAGGUUAAUGGAUUAAUGAUAAGGCUUGGGGAAUUGGAAAAUAUGUUACUAUUGAUGGAACUUCAUAUUAUGGAGAUUGGGUUGAAGAUAAAUAGCAUGGAGUAAUAUAUUAAAUCAUAAUGAGAAAGGAAUUGAAUAAUGGAUUAAUGGAUAAAGAUAUGAAGGAACUUAUAAAUAUGGAUAAAAAACAGGUUAUGGUAUAUUUGAAUGGCCAGAUGGUUCUAAAUAUGAAGGUGAAUUAUUAGAUGGAAUGCCUCAUGGGAAUGGAGAGUAUUGUUGGAAAGAUGGAAAAAAAGUAAUUAUUCAUAUAUUCAUUCAUUAGUAUAAAGGAUAAUGGAUGUUUAAUCAAAUGAAUGGAUAAGGAAUUUAUACAUGGCCUGAUGGAAAGAUUUAUUAAGGAAAUGUAAUUCAAUUCUAUUUAUUUUAGUUUGAAAAAGAUUAAAGAAAUGGAUAUGGAGAAUUAAAUUGGUCUGAUGGAAGAAUUUAUAAAGGAAAUUGGAAAAAUGGAAUAUAAAAUGGAGAAGGCACCUUCAUUUAUAAUAAUAAAAUUAGAAAAGGUGUUUGGUUAAAUGGAUAACCUAUCAAAUGGGGAAAGAGUGAAUUAUUAUCAUUAUAAUAAUGA